UUCGGUGUGGGUAGUGUUCUCAGUGUAGGCAAACCUGCUUGGUAGCAGCCAGUCGUAUAGCAACAGCAUCAGUGUAGAACUCACAGUGCCGUUCACCCGUUAGCAUAAAGGCAGGAAGGGAAAAUAGACCACAAACAAGCCUCACGAUGAAUCAGCCCGUCAGUUGUUUACCAGUGGCAGCCACGAAAAUGUCGAAGGCAAAGAAAGUGCUAGACGAGGCCCGAGAAACGCAGAAUCGGGAGAUCGAUUUGGUUGACAAGGGCAUUACCACCUUCGAGGAACUACCAGGAUUGCUAAAUAUGGGAUUCGUAACAAGAAUUACAUUGAGCCAUAAUAAGCUAAGAAUCGUUCCACCGGGAAUCGCGAAUCUGAUCAAUCUCGAAAUUCUUAACAUUUCUAAUAACCAGCUGGAGGAGCUUCCGCUGUCAUUGUCGUCUAUGCCAAAGUUGCGGAUUUUAAAUUGUUCCAUCAACCGUCUGAACACCUUACCCCGAGGUUUCGGGGCCUUUCCGGUGCUCGAGGUGCUAGACCUUUCGUACAACAACUUGAACGAGAAAAUUCUGCCAGGGAAUUUUUUCAUGAUGGAUUCGCUUCGAGCCUUAUACUUGGGUGAUAAUGAUUUUGAAUAUUUGCCCCCGGAGAUUAGGAAUUUAAAAAAUCUUCAAAUCCUGGGACUCAGAGACAACGACCUUCUGGAGCUGCCACGUGAAAUCGGGGAACUAUCACGUGUGCGGGAGUUACAUAUCCAAAACAAUCGACUCACCGUGCUGCCGCCAGAAAUCGCCAACCUGGACUUGCAGGGCCAGAAAUCGGUUAUGAAAAUGGAAGAAAAUCCCUGGGUUACGGCAAUAGCCGAACAGUAUCUGGUCGGAAUCAGCCAUGUGCUGGAGUACAUUAAAACCGAAGCUUAUAGAAUUUUGUAUAAUCGUCAUGUUUCGGUAGGAAAGUCCGGAAACCUCCCACCAAAGGCAGACAAAAGCAAGAAGGCUUCCCGAGCCCGUUCAUAAAUCAUAUAAAAAUAAUUGUUCAUUCUUUUUGAAUAUGUACUUCAAUCGUUGUACUUCUCCCGCCAAUAAUGUUUAAAAUUGUGGUAUUUUUUUAACAUGAGAGUGACUAAUAUUUUAAAAAUAUUCAUAGAUGCCAAAUCGCUAAGAUUUAAAAAAAAGUUCAUUACAAAGUGUCUUAAUCUUAACAUGCGUGUCUUAUUUAUGCACAAGUUUAUCCAACUAAUAAAUUAGGAAACCGUUUAUUUAACAAAAAAAA
This is a messenger RNA of Uranotaenia lowii, 1263 nucleotides long. It is a transcript of the gene ics, whose product is annotated as ras suppressor protein 1. NCBI's taxonomy places the organism in Eukaryota, Metazoa, Arthropoda, Insecta, Diptera, Culicidae. Gene Ontology annotation, molecular function: protein binding. Bases 147 to 1007 code for a protein of 286 amino acids. The transcript has 6 exons. The record is from RefSeq and is a predicted model, not a curated record.